CAUACUGGUUUAUACCCAAUUGUUGCCAAAAGUUUACGACGUAUAGCCGAAGGAAAGGACCCAACAGACUGGCACAUACACACAUGUGGGCUGGCGAACAUGUUUGCCUACCAUACAUUGGGUUAUGACGAUCUGGAUGAGCUGCAGAAAGAGCCUCAGCCUUUAAUAUUUGUUAUUGAACUCUUGAAGGUCGAAUCCCCCAGCAUGUAUAAAAGAGAGACCUGGGCCCUGAGCAACGAUGAAAAGCUGAAAGUCGUCCCAGUCUUGCAUGGGGAAGGAAACAGACUAUUUAAACUUGGACGCUAUGAAGAUGCAACCAAUAAAUACAGAGAAGCUGUUAUUUGUCUAAAAAAUAUACAAACUAAGGAAAAGCCAUGGGAGGUGCCUUGGAUGAAACUGGAAAAGAUGAUUAACACUUUGAUUCUGAACUAUUGUCAGUGCCUACUCCGCAUGGAGGAAUUUUAUGAGGUUCUGGAACACACAGCUGACCUGAUCCAACACCACCCAGGUUUGACAAAGGCUUAUUUCCUUCGAGCUAAGGCCAACGCUGAAGUAUGGAAUGAAGCUGAAGCAAAAAAAGAUUUUGAGAAAGUCAUAGAACUUGACCCAACAAUGACCCGUCAAGUCAAGAAAGAGAUAAGGAAGCUGGAGAUGAGGAUGGAAGAGAAGGAGGAGGAAGAAAAAAUGAAAUACAAAAAUCUCUUUUCUUAG
Staurois parvus is the source of this 711-nucleotide messenger RNA. Lineage: Eukaryota; Metazoa; Chordata; Amphibia; Anura; Ranidae. The record is from the annotation of a GenBank genome assembly.